Molecule: messenger RNA, 1215 nt
Organism: Sorghum bicolor (sorghum)
Lineage: Eukaryota; Viridiplantae; Streptophyta; Magnoliopsida; Poales; Poaceae
Product: putative HVA22-like protein g
Exons: 6
Coding region: 381-998 (205 amino acids)
Source: RefSeq, a predicted model, not a curated record
CCCCCACCGCCACGCCGCUGGAACGGUCCAACCCCACUCGGCAACUGCAACUGCAACUGCCUCGAUUGAAAUCUCCUUCUCCCCUCCAUCUCGCCGCCAGUUCGGUCGCACCGCACCGCACCGCAGUCGUCUUCUUCCCUUCCCCCCCACCCCCAAAGCCACCGCCUCCCUUCCCUUCCUUCCUUCUCCGCCUCCUCCACCCCGGCUCCACCUCCAUCCCGCCGCCACCGCACCACGGGACUGGCUGACACGACUACCCCAUUCCACCUCCGCCACCAGCAGGGCGGGCGGCUUCGAGGGAGGGACGACGCGAGGCGGGCCGGGGACCUCCGGCGAUCCGCUGCCGCACCCCGCAGGCAUUUCCGACGCGGCCGGGCGACAUGUUGGGGGAGCUCCUCUCCAAGAUCCUGCUGCUCCUGUUCGGCUACGCCAUGCCGGCGUUCGAGUGCUUCAAGACGGUCGAGACGCGCCCCAACGACGCUCACAUGCUCCGCUUCUGGUGCCAGUACUGGAUUAUCGUGGCCAUGGUGAUAGCUGUUGAGAGCGUGAUCUCUUGGAUGCCAAUGUAUUCAGAAAUGAAGCUAGCUUUCUUUGUCUACCUGUGGUACCCCAAAACUAAGGGAAGUGAUGUUGUAUAUGACACCUUUCUUCGCCCCAUAGUUAUGCAAUAUGAACCGAACAUCGAGCAGAGAUUGCUCCAUCUUAGGGCGAAAUCUGGGCAGCUAAUUUCCUUCUACAUGAAGAAUUUUGCGGAUAAAGGAACAGCCUUCUUCAUGGAUGUCCUCCGUUAUGUUAUAUCUGAGAAACCUGAAGGAUCCAAUGCAGAGCUAAGGAACAAGAAGUCCGGCUGGAGCCCCUUCGCGACCAAGCGCCGGCCACCAUCGCCGCCGCCGGAGCCCCUCUUCGACAGCAACCCGGACGCCGCUUUGCUGGCCGAGGCCCUGCGCGGCGCCAUCGGCGCCAAACCCCGCCGAGGGUCCAACGACAAGCAUUACUAGAGGGAGUUGCGACACUCUUACAGCAGCGACUUUAGGGAUGAUGAUUGUUUGUACAUAGAAUGAAUGAACCAAUCAAAGAAAGGCAGAGGGGAAAAAAAAGGGAUAGUACAUAUAGCAAAAUCCAGCAAUACAUUCACAAUUGUGAAGAACACAUGGAUUUGUAUCAAGUAUGGUUCAAGUGAAUGUGAUAUGAUAGAAGAAAUGGUUAGUUUUUUUU